Messenger RNA from Folsomia candida, 2771 nucleotides. Its product is annotated as armadillo repeat-containing protein 10. The coding region runs from base 977 to 2476 and encodes 499 amino acids. The record is from RefSeq and is a predicted model, not a curated record. Gene Ontology annotation, molecular function: protein binding. NCBI's taxonomy places the organism in Eukaryota, Metazoa, Arthropoda, Collembola, Entomobryomorpha, Isotomidae. The transcript has 11 exons. Gene Ontology annotation, cellular component: mitochondrion.
UCGGUUAAUGUAUCAACUACUUAAUCCCACAAAGGAGAAAGUUUACUCAAUAAUAAAAUAUGACUAUUUUGAGUCAAAUUUUCCAAACUGGGUGAAUGUGACACAAGUGGCUCUAUAGCAAAAAUAGUAGACGAAGAAAUGAAGAUGGUGCAUAGUAAAGGAGUGGGAUUGCCAAAAACCAUCGUCUAUUGAUCCAUCCGCCAUCCACCACCGAAUUUCGGGGUUUUCCGGAAGUGGAGAGGAGAAGAAAGGUGGAGAAAGUCGAGAGCACGGGAGAGAGAGGACACUUUGAAUUCUAUACGAAGAAGGGAGUGAUUCCUCCUUCGGUCACCGAAACCCAACCUGUCUUCUCACCUUCUUUUGGGGUCGCAGAGAACUAAAUUAGUUAUGUAAUUAUACAGAUUACUAUACUCCUGCUACAUGUUCCGGGGUUUAGUUUUUGUGAGGGUGGUGGAGUUUGUUCAACUGAUUUUGUAUAUUUAACUCAAAUUCCAUUGUAGGUCGACUGUAGGUCAAGAACAGAACAGCAGGUGUUGAUAAAUUCCGUUAAGUUUCCAAGUGUUCAAUUAGCUGCCAAUUUGUUAACUGAGUUGCAUCAUCAGUAUUAUUUCAUACGAACUAACUUUAGUGAAAGUAGCGGGUGGAUGAGGGGGGAAAUUUAUUAGUGUUGAGAGUUUCGAAGCGACGACCUCAUUUUCGGAUAGGGUUGCAAUAAGGACCCGAAGGUGGCAGGUCGCGAAGAAGGUGACUUGAAGUGAAAGGACUCGUCGAAAGUAAGCUAAAUUCCCGGAAGUCAUGUACACCAGUCAUGUUCAAGUAGUUGUCCCCACCACCUUGUUCCCCCCACUAGUUGUUGUUAGCACCACUUCUUCUAGCCGUGUGUAGUAUAGUUCCUUUGUCCGGUCCGAGUAGUUGUGUGGAGAGUUGUUAUCUAUAAGAGAGCAUUAAUAACAACCUCCGAAUAAUUCAUUCAUUGAUGUUGGACGUUUUGAAGAUCAAAGAUCAACUUACAGAGCUCACAAUGGCAUCAAGUGGCUACGCAGGGUCGUCAACGACUGACCGCACGGUGAACAAGGUUGCACUCUGUUCUGCCAUUUUUGCGGGGUUUGCAUACGUCGGCUACUCCGUUGUCCGUACCGCGUUCCAUCGACGGAGAAAGGAGGGCGACUUAAGCUAUCCAGAGGGCGAGGCGAGGUUAUACUUUCGUCGUUUGUCACAAACAACACAGACAGAUGCAUUGUUGGGCAAUUUGGACGUCUCCAACUCAGGAAAGAUCGUCCUGCGGCCAUUGUCCGUUCAAGAAAGAAUUCGAGAACUCAACUUUAGAGCGAGACAUUUUGCUGAUACUAUGCUCGCUUUACAAGGAAACGGAGGAGCCGGUCGUCAUUCGUCAAGAAGUUUACAGUGCUCACCGUGGAGUUCGCCUCGGAUCCUGAGCCCUGUUGACAUUCGGCAUUUUAUUGCUAGUCGUUCGUCAGAUAAUUUGUCACUUGUUCCUGCUGAAGGAUCUCCAGUUCGACGAAGAUGGUCGCGUAAGUCAAUCGCAAGAAAGAGCCCGGAGGUGGGGUUUAGCGCAGAAGAGAGCACGAGAGAGGCAGAUAAGGCUAUUCAAGACAUUAGUGAAGAGCUGAAGGAGAAACUAGAGUCCCUUAGCUUAAAAGGAAGAACUAUGGAUGCGUAUGAAGCUAAGACACUUGUAGCACUUCUUUAUACGUCAGACGAGGGGGUUUUGGAAAGGGCAUUGAUCAGUGCUGCAAAUUUGGCCACAAUGGCGCAUAACCAGAACAACUUAAGAGAAGCAGGCUGUCUUCAAAGGUUACAAAAUCUUCUUAGUCAUCCCAAGAGUGAAAUACGGCUGGCCGCGAUCCGGGCAUUAGGUAAUAUGGCUCUAAACGAAAUGAAUCAACGAGAAAUGAAGCCAAUAAUCCCAGCUUUGAUGUCCUAUAUUGGAGACAUCAGUAAGCAAGGAGAGGAAAUUGUGGAAGCGGUAUUAACCACUCUGGCAAAUAUUGCCGUUCUCCCAGAUUGGCACACCGAAUUUUGUCCUGCACUUCAUACAUUGUACUCACUGCUGGAUCAGUUAUCUCUCCCAAUCAGGCUUCAAUCAUUAAAGCUUCUUGUGAAUCUCUCAACAAACGAAGAAAUGGUUCCUAGUCUUCUAGCUGCUCAGGCACCAAAGCGGCUCUUGUACCUGUUGGAUAAUAAUGAAGAGCAAGAAGUGCUGUUACGAGUCUUGACACUCCUCGCAAAUCUGACGAGCACCGCUGCGACCCACGACUUGAGUCCAACUCAGGAUUUACCCCCUGAGGAGAAAGCAGCAUCUCCAGACACAAUGUACGCCGCCAUAUUUGGUGUCAAUGUAUUGGAGAAAAUCAUAGACAAAUCUAAAACCUUGAUGAAUUGUCAUUCUGACGAAGAUAUCCGUAUACAAUCUAGAAGGAUGUUCACCGCACUUAAGAAGCAGUCCAGAUCCUAAACAGAGUUUAUUAUAUAAUUAUAUUAACUGUUAUUAUUAUUAUUACUAUUGCUUGAACUCAGAAGAUAUAAUAAUAAUCGCCUCAGAUAUUAAGUUCAGGCCAAUGCAAAUGAUGACGAAAGAUAAAGAUGAAAAACCUUUGUUAGUUUUUGCGAGAAACUAAAUGUUAUUAUGGGAUAUUUGUUUUCUAAUCUGCUGACGUGAUAAAGUUUUGGGGACGUGGAGAGGAGUAGAUUCUUAUAUUGCGUUGUUGAAGUUUAAAAAAAAAUAAUGAAAUAUAUAACUUCUAAAAGUA